Molecule: messenger RNA, 1803 nt
Organism: Mesorhabditis spiculigera
Lineage: Eukaryota; Metazoa; Nematoda; Chromadorea; Rhabditida; Rhabditidae
Source: the annotation of a GenBank genome assembly
AUGUUCCUAAAAAUUGCUCUCCUGGCCUUGGGGCUGCUUGGUCCCGUCGGCUCGAUUCAAGUGUGCCCGGCAUCGGCGUGUCCUGCCGGCGGGGCUUGGACCGCUUGGAAGAUCAUAUCGAGCUGCACUGCGACUUGCGGUAUGAAUGGACUUCGCGUUGAGACUCGUGAGUGCGUGUCGGAGCAGUUUGGGUGUCCUUGCAAUGGAGCAGUAUCUCGCAUAGCCGCAUGCCCGGAUCCGAUGUGCACAUUUCCAAACGCCACAUGCGCUGACGGCUUUGCCAAGAAACUGAACACAACAAGCAAAGGCUACACUUGCCAAGCGGUCAACGCCACCACAGAUGACGUGCCGAAUCCGAGCUUCACUUGCGAUAGGACCGACACUAUCUCCUGCCCGCGAGUACCAGCUGCUGGUAAGAAUUCAAUCAGCAAAAACCGCGGCGAGCUUCGGCAAGAACGUGAAGGCUUUUUUUCUGGUCCGCCUGGACGAACGACCUGCUUGACAUCGAAUAUUCAGAAUUGCACUGGCAGCGCGACUAGAACAGCGAAAUGUCCUGCACAACCUUGCCCAACAGCGCCACAAUGCCUUCUGAAUAGUCCCAUUGUAAUAUUUACGGUCGACGGCGAACGAGUGGAUCGGUGUGGAUAUGAGAUACCUGAACAGGAAACGCCAUGCUUUCCGGCUGGGUGUAAUGUGAUCACGACCACAACCACAACCACGACGACGGCGACGACGACAAGAGCACCACCCACAACCGUGACUGCCACAACAACGAGAGCGCCACCCACAACCGUGGCGACGACUACGACCACCAGAGCACCACCCACAACCGUGACUACAACAACGACGAGAGCGCCACCUACGACAAGGACGCCCACGACGAAAAAAGCGCCAACUACAACGGACGCUGCUACCAAUGACGACGAGCCAACCACGGACGCAAAUUACGAUACGAGCCCGAGCAACGAUAACGAGCCAACCACCGACGUAAACUAUGAUACGAGCGCAAACCCGGAUGACGAGCCAACCACGGAAGGAGACUACAAUACGGACGAAAAUAUCGAGGCAACGACGACGGCACUCCAAGUCCGGGCCGACGCGGUCUGCCUCAUGGCUCCUCUCGCGAUAGGCGACUCCUUCAGUCUGAACACCACACUCACCCAGGCUAACGUGAACACAGGACCCUUCUUUUUAAACUUCGAGGUGAUGCUCUAUGGUGAGGGCGGAACAAAGAGUAACGCGACGGUCCCGAUCAUAAUGUUGACCUCGUCGGACGGCGCCUAUUCAAUUGUUUGCCCUCGAACUGGCGCAACACCUGUCGACGAUUUUGUGGAGGAACAGAUGACGUUGACGUUUACGCGCUCGGCGGAAGACACCAUCACGAUGGUAAUAGACUCCCCAUUACUCAAUGAGACCUGCACGGCGGGGGUAUACCCUGACUUCGUGCUGCAGUUUGUUUAUUUUGUAACGUCGAAGCCGGUAGUCUUCUCGGUCCCUACCACAAAGCCUGUGAACGAUACGUGCCCGGGUUCGUCCACUACCCUAGCAUCUUUGCUUCCCAGCUCCACUUCCGGCCCGGAACUUGACCCAACCACCAACCACCGCGCCGCAGCCGAUCAACUGCUGAUCUCAGCGACUUACCUGGCCUACAAUGCCACCUGGACGAUGACAAUUGACCCAAAUUUCGCCCUCAGAAGUGUUAAGGCCUCCACCGGCCGGUCGGUGAAAUAUUCCGUGUCCAACUACGAAACUAGCUAUGUCGCAAUGUGCAUGUUUACCACGAUAACUACUAGGUCUGGACAC